Parastagonospora nodorum SN15 is the source of this 1258-nucleotide messenger RNA. RefSeq lists its product as hypothetical. The coding region runs from base 1 to 1068 and encodes 355 amino acids. The transcript is spliced from 2 exons. The record is from RefSeq and is a predicted model, not a curated record. NCBI's taxonomy places the organism in Eukaryota, Fungi, Ascomycota, Dothideomycetes, Pleosporales, Phaeosphaeriaceae.
AUGUACGCAGCAAACAGCCUUGGAGUCGCAGAACAAGCUCUCAACCGUAAAACCUCAUUUUGGACAGCACUCAUUAGUAAACUCGUACCAUCUAACCUCGAUCACUUGGAUUACUGGUGUGAAACCCCAGGCCAGAUGAACCUGGAUACCAAUUCACCUCUGUGUCCGGAUUGGGUCUUUCUAUCCAAUGCCAACGUACACGUCGCAAAAGACCGUGGCUGGUUCAAAACCUUCACGCCCUUCGCCUCAUACCUAGAUGCCUCACCCAUCAUCAGCCCACCUAAGCACCUUUCCGUGCUCGGAAUAGGCACAGUCGAAAUCCCCACAAAGCGCUCACCCAACACCUCAGUUGCAUCUUCACACAGUUCUCUCCUUCUCCACGAUGUCUUAUACGUACCCGAAUGCCUAUGCAACUUCAUCGGGCAUCCGCUUAUGUCCGAAGGUGGAUACGACGUGGAAACCCGCUUCAGCGCCAAAUCCCGUGGCACCAUCAAAGAUGAGGAAGGCAAGAACGUCGCCUACUUCGACCCUAAGAGCCCACUGCUCGCCAUCAAAGUGCGAAGUCUACCAAACGGGCCACCACUUGGUCCGCACACGCUCAAGAAGGACGAGCUAUACGUGCUCGGCUGCGAAUGGGACGCCGUUGAGCAGCGCAAGUGGUUCGAGUUCAAAGUCGAGAAUGGUCUGCUUAUGCCGAGGCGAGUUGUCGCGCCGUACACGGCUGAGGAAAACGCGUUUCUCAAGAAACACUACCAGUCUGAGUUCCACUUUCUCAUGCAGUAUGGACUCAAAGUGUUUAAUGAGCAAGAUCGCGAAGAAGGCCGGGGUAUUCUGCGCGCCAUUAUGCGUGAGGAUGAAGACUCCGAGGAUGAGGAGUCUAAUGACGAGUGGGACCCCGAAGGCCAUCAGGCAGACUACAACUUCACAGAGCGCCAGCUUGACUGGAUUGAAAAGCACUAUCGCAACUCAGAGCAGUUUAUGCUAUCUUACGGACUCAAAUUCUACGAUGAAGAGGAUCUUGAGGAGGCAAAGGCGAUUGCGGAGGCUAUCAUGGAUGAGGAUGAUUAGAUAUACUUUGAAAUGCUGCUCAAAUCUCUGCAGUGACGGGGACUGGGUCACGGACAUCGAGAUUUCAAUAUGCAUCACUCCAUUUCUCGUAAAUCGAUUUUCCUUGUUCUAAGGAUAGGGAUUCUGACAAGAGCACGUGGUCUGGCUUGCUCAACUACCGCAAUAACAACGCCAGCUAUCCUUUUAUCAA